UUGUUGUUUUCAGUCGCUGUGGUGAUACUACUGACAGUAGUUGUGUUGUUUUACCGACGUGAUAUGGUGAUUUCAAAUUGUUAUUGUUUUUAUGUGUUCAUCAAGUUAUUGUUGGCUUUUAAUUUAUUAGUUAUAAAAUAUAAAAAUUUAUUCAGUAAUUUUUUUAAUUUAUUGUAUAAAUUAUGAGUUAUUGGUUAAAUAUUUUAUUGUAAUUUGUCGUCCAUAUGCUUGAAUUUACACCUGUUGCUCUUCGGUAGAUAUUUUUUGAGUGAUAGUGUGUAAAUCAUAGCGACGGUUUUAAAUGCGGCAGGAUGACGACAUUAGAAUUAUAUGUUGUUUAAAGUUUUUUUUGCCUCGAAAAAAGCCAAUUAACGCAAUAAUGGGUAAUUCACAUAGUGGUAAAUCUGAGUACAGCUCUCCAGUGUCAUCACCACAACAUCAGCUACACCUACCAGUAGAAUUUCCAAAAACACAUAAUUUGCGUGCUAGCAUAAGAACUAAAAUACCCAUGCCAGAUGCAAGUGAACUAGAAAGACGAUUUACCAAAGUAUUGGCAUCGAUGAAUUUGCCUCCAGACAAAGCAAAACUCUUAAAACAGUACGACGAUGAAAAAAAAUGGGAUCUUAUUUGUGAUCAGGAAAGAGUUCAAGCAAAAGAUCCACCUGCUCAUUAUUUAUUUAGACUUCGGACCUAUUUGGAUCCAAAGGCUUCUCGAAGUUCUAGGAAACGGAAAAUGGUCGGAGAUGCUACAUCAACUCAAGUUUUAAGAGAUCUAGAAAUAUCAUUACGGACUAAUCAUAUUGAAUGGGUUCGUGAAUUUCUCGAUGACCAAAAUCAUGGGUUAGACUCGUUGAUAGACUACCUGAGCUUUAGACUGGUAAUGAUGAGACAUGAGCAAAGAGUGUGCGCAGAUGUUACCAACAUCUCUACUGAGAAAAUUGCCCAAGGUAAUCACUAUACAUUGCACUCUAAUGGAAUAAAUAGUAAUGGCAAUACGACAAAUCAUGUUAGACCCACUUUAGAUGUUUUGGAUAGCCCCAGCAUUAAAAGAAGAUCGCGACACGCGGCCAAGUUAAAUAUGGGUGAUACCAAAGAUGAUAUACAUGUUUGUAUCAUGUGUUUGAGGGCAAUCAUGAACAAUAAGUAUGGAUUGAAUAUGGUCAUCCAACAUACCGAUGCGAUUAAUAGUAUUGCUCUUAGUUUAAUGCAUAAGAGUUUAAGGACAAAAGCUUUGGUACUAGAGCUUCUGGCCGCUAUAUGUCUAGUCAAAGGUGGUCAUGAGAUCAUUCUAUCAGCAUUUGAUAAUUUUAAAGAAGUUUGUCAGGAAAAAAAACGUUUCCAAACCUUAAUGGAUUAUUUUAUUAACUACGAAGUUUUUCACAUAGAAUUUAUGGUUGCUUGCAUGCAGUUUAUAAACAUAAUUGUACAUUCGGUUGAAGACAUGAAUUUCCGUGUUCAUUUGCAAUAUGAGUUUAGUACAUUAGGUCUUGAUGAUUAUUUGGAUAAACUGAAAAAUACAGAAAGUGAAGAGCUUCAAGUUCAGAUAUCUGCAUAUCUUGAUAAUGUGUUUGAUGUAGCUGCUUUAAUGGAAGACAGUGAAACAAAAACAGCUGCAUUAGAAAAAGUUGAAACUUUAGAAGAUGAGUUGGCACAUGCACAUGACAGGCUAGGAGAAUUAGAGCGGGAAUCUUUGGCUCAAUUGGCUGCUCUAGAGAGUGCAUUAGGUAUGGCUCGAGCUGAGAGGGAUGCAGCAGCUGAGAGUAAACGUGCUGUUGAAGAAGAAGUAGCAACACUAAGGCGUGUUGUCAAUGAUCAAAAACGAGAAUCUCAAUCUAGGCAAUCAAUGCUUGAAGAAAAAAUCCAAGAACUGAUCUCACGGGGAGGAGCUCAUCCUGAUUUAAGCUCUAGUAGUGGUAUUUCUAGUUGUUCUUCAACAGGUAGUAAUAGUAUAUCUAUAUCACCACCUCCUCCGCCACCUCCACCACCUGCUGCAGCUUCGGUAACUUCUAUAGCUGCUCCUCCACCACCGCCACCUCCACCAAUUUCAUCUAAACCUACAAGUAUUCCAGCACCUCCACCUUUAGCUGGUACAAUGCAAGCACCAGAUGGUGCCAUGACUAUCAAACGUAAAGUGCUGACUAAAUAUAAGUUACCAACUCUUAAUUGGGUGGCCAUGAAACCAAAUCAAGUUCGAGGUACCAUUUUUAAUGAAUUAGAUGAUGACAAAUUACACUCUGUGAUAGACUUUGGUCAGUUUGAAGAAAAAUUCAAAUUAACAGCUGCUGGACGUGCUCUUAUCAAUGGUGAUUCUGAUCAGCAUGAUGGUUUGAUGACAUAUCCUAGUAAGCGAAUGAAAAAGCAAGAUAGUAUUUCUCUUUUGGAACAUACUCGCUUAAGAAAUAUAGCUAUUUCAAGAAGAAAACUUGACAUGCCUGUAGAUCGUGUUAUAAUGGCUGUUAAUUCCUUAGACCUAAAGCAAGUACCUUUAGAAAGUGUUGAAAUACUCCAAAGAAUGAUUCCUACUGAUCAAGAAAUAAAAUCGUAUAGAGAGUAUCAGCUAGAAAAAAAAGAUACAAAUAUGUUGACAGAAGAAGAUAAAUUUUUAUUGCAACUAACAAAAGUAGAACGACUGGCUACUAAAUUAUCUAUUAUGAGUUAUAUGGGUAAUUUCAUGGAUAACAUUCACCUAAUAUCUCCGCAAGUACAUGCAAUCAUAUCAGCUUCUAGUUCUGUGAAGAAUUCUAAAAAAUUCCGCAAAGUUUUAGAAGUAGUUUUAGCUUUUGGUAAUUAUAUGAACAGUGCAAAACGAGGACCAGCUUAUGGUUUUAAAUUACAAUCAUUAGAUACAUUAGUAGAUACAAAGUCUAGUGAUAAACGCAUGUGUUUAUUACAUUUCAUUGUUGAUACUAUCAAAUCCAGUAUGCCAGAGUUAAUGAAUUUUGAUUCUGAGUUUAUGUACAUUGAUAAAGCAGCAAUGGUGUCUCUCGAGAAUGUUAUUACUGACGUCAAUGAGUUAGAAAAGAACAUGGAAAUCGUCAAAAAAGAAUGUGAAACUAGAGUUCAUGGUAAUACUCAAAAUGUAUUGAUUUUAAGAGAUUUCCUUAAUAACUCUGAAGAAAAGCUGAAAAGAUUAAAAAAUGAGUCUAAAACUGCUCAAGAAACAUUUAGAGAUUGUGUAGAAUAUUUUGGUGAGCCUCGUCGGGGUACUGAUGCAAAUUCUUUCUUCUCCAUGCUAGUACGAUUUGUUAAAGCUUUUAAGACAUCUGAUGUUGAAAAUGAACAAAGAAAGCGCUUAGAAGAAGCUGCUAGUCAGAUUAAGGCUAGUACUGAAAAUGUAGCUGCUAAAAGUAAAGCCAAUCAAAAAAUACAACAAGAUGCUGUAAUAAAUGAAUUGAAGAAUAAAACCAAAAUGGUUAAAGAAAAAAAAUUGUUACAUCAAGAUGAAGUGUAUAAUGGAGCAUUAGAAGAUAUUUUAUUAGGUUUAAAAAAUGAACCUUAUCGACGUGCUGAUGCUGUUCGAAGAAGCCAAAGAAGGCGAAUAGACAGUAAUCGGUUGUCAAGAACUUUAGAAGAAUUAGAUAUUUGAGAAUCAUCUUUAAACUGAAGGAUUUCAAAAUAUGGAACACAUUCCAAAUAUUUGUGACAUUUAAUUUAAGUUUUGACAUAUAUUUGUUUUGUUUAUAUCAUUUGUUAUUAAUAAAUUUAUUUAUAUAUAUAUAUAUAUUAAAAUAAAUUUAUGACUGUUUUUUUUUUAAUUAUAAGAUAAAUGUUAUGUAUUGUAAUAUAAUAAUUUUUGAUGAUGCAAAACUUUUUAGUUUUGAUUU
Messenger RNA from Daktulosphaira vitifoliae (grape phylloxera), 3824 nucleotides. RefSeq names its product formin-like protein (gene Frl). The transcript has 19 exons. The record is from RefSeq and is a predicted model, not a curated record. Bases 302 to 3586 code for a protein of 1094 amino acids. Gene Ontology annotation, molecular function: small GTPase binding; actin filament binding. Gene Ontology annotation, biological process: cortical actin cytoskeleton organization; regulation of cell shape; cell migration. Gene Ontology annotation, cellular component: cytosol. NCBI's taxonomy places the organism in Eukaryota, Metazoa, Arthropoda, Insecta, Hemiptera, Phylloxeridae.